AUGGUCAUGGUUUUAAUGGAAGAGUUUGGCAAUCAAAUAUUUUUCUUUUUGAAUAAUUAUGAGGUUUAUCAGAAAUACAUCACGUCAUACUUUAGCAGUUCUUGUUACACAAUCCAUUUAAGACCAGGAAUAGUGUUCUACAAUAGACUUCCAUUUGGAGUUAUGAUGUGUACUGGAGGCGCGAGGGAAACUCUGGUUAAACCAGGAGAUUCUCUUCAAUUGCCCAAAUGCUACCAGACAUGCUGUUUUUGUCAUGAGGAUUUGGAGAAAACAUGGUCCUGCCGUCACGAGUCCAGUCAACCUAGUGAAUUCCAAGUAUGUUCAUUUGAUUCGCACGAUUCUUCUCAAAAAGUGACUCUUGAUUUGGGAAUGCACACCAGAAAAAAUGGAUCAUUAUCUAUGAUCUUAUAUUGUCCAUUUUGGAUGCUCAACAAAACAGGAUUGGAACUAUCUUAUAGGAAAUCACGAAAAACCGAAAGAAACGAGCUGUCUGGUUCACCUAAUAAGAAUAGCGACGAAUCCGCAAAUGUGCUGUACCAUCCUGCUGAUUACACUGGACCACUUUUGUUUUCGUUCAGACCACGUAACUUCUUCGGUAAAAAGGCGGCAGUUCGAGUUGGUACAGGAAAAUGGUCUGAAAAGUUUUCCUUGGAGGUUGCUGGAUCUUCUGGUGUUGUGUCUUGUCAUUCGGACGAUGGACGAGUUUACCAGAUUGGGGUAACAAAUCAAUUGACUUACAAUAGUUUGACCAAGCAAGUUACAUUUAGUCCGUACUACGUCUUAAUUAAUGAGUCCAGAAUUUUGAUGCAAUGUCAAGAAGCUGAUCGACCUGGCGAUUCUUGGAUACAGGUAAAUGCAGGAGAAUGCCAACCAUUCUGGCCCCGAUCUGAACGUGAAGAUAAGCUGCUUUGGAUCAGGUGCGGUACUGAUCCUGAAGUAACAGCACCAUUUAUCUGCAACAAUGUGCAAACAACUUUACUGAAGUUGAACAACAAAUAUGGCGGUGUUCAAAUUGAAAUACAAGUGACAGAAGGCUCAGUGUACAUAACCAUGAUGACCUACGCUCCAGGCAUGGCACCAGCUUUAAUAGUGAAUAAUACUGAUGUUGAGCUCAGCUUUUGGGAGAAAGAAUCGAUUAAUGUCAGACAACUGCCAGCAAAACAUCGAAUGUUCUAUACUUGGGAAAAUCCAGCUGGUCCAAGAAAACUUCUAUUUGAUACUGGCAAGAAAAAUGAUGCUAUUGAACAUGAGCUCAUUAAAGAUGACACUGGAUCAUUUACGUUGCCGGACAAUUCGGAAGUCUUUUUCGCGACCUUCCUAUCAGGAAUGCAGCGUACAGUGUUAUUUUCAAGAGAUCUAACAGAAACCAAAACUGGUUUAGAUGCUCAUGGUUUGGAAGCUAGGAUGGACCAAGAAAUAGAACUAGAAGCUCAUGGAGUUGGUUUAUCUUUAGUCGAUGAUUCACCUACUAAGAUGAGGGAAAUUUGUUAUAUUGGAAUUGCCAGUUCUGGUGUCAUUUGGGAGGCCCGCAAAUUAUCAUCUAAGCGGUAUAAGCAGCUUUCUAUAGGAGAAUGUGAAAGAAUUGAAGCAGCUUACCAGAAAUAUCAAAAUGAGUUGCAAAUGUAUGGCUCCAGCCCAAAUCCUAAAGUUUACAUUGAUGAUAAAACUGAGAUUGAUUUCAAAGAAAUGAUAGCCAAAGGUCCUCAUUCACCACGACGAUUAAGGCGCACGUAUCGCGCUGGUGCCUGGUUAUGCAUCGGAACUUCAGCUCAUUUGACACACCUUCAUGCUCGUCUGCACCGGUUACAGGCUGAUUGUCAACUACCAGAUGCAGCGUUCCCUGUUGUAUUAGCUCCUGUUGCGCCUCCUAAGAGUUUAGCCGAUAUUGUGCUGAAACCAUUUGCUGAAUUAAGUGUUGUGCAAAGAAACCUAGAACACAGUUCUGUAACACAAUUUAAAUAUUGUCGUCUGUUGGUACAAGAGUUUCAUGUAAAAUUGGACUUAGGUUUUGUCAAUGCUAUUGUAGACAUGUUUCAACCUGAUGAAAUUUCAGAUAAAGAAGCUGCAUCACUAUUUUCCAAAGAUCUUUCUCUAGUGGAACAAUCCCUAAAAUCCUUAGUGGCCAGCCAGUCAUUACAAGAACAAAAAAGUUUUUAUGAUUGUCUGCAUUUCUCACCAUUGAAGAUCCAUGUAAGUUUCUCAAUGUCUGGAAGUGGCAGUAAUAGCAGUGGAGGUGGAGGUGGAGGAUUACCUGAUUUCUUAAGCGUUCUUUUGCAAGGAGUUGGAGUCACUUUGACCGAUAUGCAUGAUGUUGUAUUUAGAUUAUCGUACUUUGAGAGAAAUUAUUGUUUCUUAUCUCAAAAGCAGUUGGUUUCGGAGGCAACAAAACAUUACACAGGUCAAGCUGUUAAACAGUUGUAUGUGCUUGUGUUAGGUCUUGAUGUAAUUGGUAAUCCAUUUGGAUUAGUAGUUGGCAUCAGCAAAGGAGUAGAAGAUCUGUUUUAUGAACCAUUCCAGGGAGCUAUACAAGGACCAGGCGAAUUUGCAGAAGGUCUGGUUCUUGGUAUGAGGAGUUUAUUCGGCCACACAGUUGGAGGUGCUGCAGGCGCUUUCUCUCGCAUCACAGGUGCCAUGGGUAAAGGAUUGGCAACUUUAACAUUUGAUAAAGAAUUCCAACGAAAACGCAUGGACCAAAUAAAUAAGAAACCAGCGAAUUUACAAGAAGGAUUAGCCAGGAGUGGCAAAGGAUUAGUAAUGGGUGUUUUCGAUGGUGUGACCGGAGUUGUAACACAACCAUUACAAGGUGCACGUUCAGAAGGAGUUGAAGGAUUCUUCCGCGGAUUAGGACGUGGUGCUGCUGGUUUAGUUGCGCGGCCUACAGCUGGUAUCGUUGAUUUUGCUAGUGGCUCCUUUGAUGCAGUCAAACGUGCUACAGAUAUAUCAGACGAAGUGUCCAGACUCCGUCCUCCGCGUUUGUUACCUUCCACCACUGGUGGAGGUGGAUCAGUAACGGCUUACAAUAGACAUGAGGCUGAUGGUGCUAAGUUGUUGUCUGAUUUAGAAAAAGGACGUUACACCGCCACAGAUCGUUAUAGGUAUCAUUUGGAGGUCACCAGCAAGGAUACUCUGCUGCUCACUGAUAAAAGAGUUGUUUAUGCUGUUAAGAAUGAACUGUUUGGAGGAUGGCAGGUGGAAUGGUCUUACACCUGGCACGAGAUCAAAACACCUGUAACUGUGGUUCCUCGGGGUGUUCUUUUGUCUAUGUCUGAACCCAAAAAGAAAGUCCUGGGCAUGUUUGGUAAUAAAGAUUCUGGUAAAUUGAUUUUAGUCACUCAACAAGAACUAAAGGAGGAUCUGGUUCGUAAAAUGGAAGCACUCAGGAAAAAUGUUUAAAAAACUAUUCACGCACAAAUUGCAAUGAGUUCUGUGCCAAAUCGUCAAAGGCAUAAAAUUUGAAUUUUGCGCAGCAACAUUUCGUGCGAACAACCAACAGAGCCAAAGAUUUGAUAAAAGUGUAUAUUUUUAACUCCAAAAUGCAAAAUACACAAUCUCGAAUACCUUUCCAACAUUUAAUUUGAUACUAAUUUUUAAAAUUACUUUUGGAAACUGUUAGAUUUUUCUAAGAAUUUAGAAACUUUAAGAUUAGAUUAAGACUCAUACGGCUUGUGCACUUACUUAAAUCUCUUUAUUGUUGUAUUUAUUAAUGAUUAUAUGUGAAUGUGAAAUUUUUAUAGACAUAUCUCUUUGCAA
Ctenocephalides felis (cat flea) is the source of this 3750-nucleotide messenger RNA. RefSeq names its product vacuolar protein sorting-associated protein 13-like. Gene Ontology annotation, cellular component: extrinsic component of membrane. The record is from RefSeq and is a predicted model, not a curated record. Gene Ontology annotation, biological process: protein targeting to vacuole; protein retention in Golgi apparatus. NCBI's taxonomy places the organism in Eukaryota, Metazoa, Arthropoda, Insecta, Siphonaptera, Pulicidae.